Nelumbo nucifera (sacred lotus) is the source of this 1615-nucleotide messenger RNA. RefSeq names its product protein MODIFYING WALL LIGNIN-2. NCBI's taxonomy places the organism in Eukaryota, Viridiplantae, Streptophyta, Magnoliopsida, Proteales, Nelumbonaceae. The record is from RefSeq and is a predicted model, not a curated record.
GCCAUUGAGUCUUAAAGCUCUUGAUGCUGUUGGGACCAUUCAUCCUCGAUCUCUAAUGCUUUGAUUAAUUAAAGAAGGAACCCAUUUGUAGUUUUUAUAUAUAUCCACAACCCAGAAUUCCAUCUAGGAGGAAUCAUCACCUUGCUUUGUAGACUAAACCAAUCUUUCUAUUUGUAUUAUUUAUUUACUAUCUACAACGAUUGGGAACCUUGUAGUAGUUGACGAGCUCCUUGUCAAUGGAGAUGAGACUGCUUAGAUGAGAUCAGGCAAGAUGAAAUCCCAAGCUUCAUCAGAUGUUCUAUAUCGUCUAAGUACAGUUGGAAUGGUAUCUCUCCUUCCAAGCAAUUAUGAAAGACUUUGGAAGAAAGUCUUGAGAACCACAACGGAAGAGAUCCCGAAGGGAGACCUCCAUAUCUUUCUUUCCCUUGAGUAAGCUCCAAGCUUUUUCUGUUUAUUCAAUUGGGGAACUCCCAAGGCUUCUCCGGGCUCUGCUGCAGAUAGGAAAUUCGGUCUCCAAUGGAGGAACAACGACAUGGGUUCGUGAUAAUCUGCUCAACCAUUGUCUUCCUCGGCCUGGUUGCCUUCUCCACAUGUAUUGCCGCCGAGGUGAAGAGAACAAAGGUCAGGGAUAUCAAAUUGGAUGGAAAGUUAUGCUACCUUCCAGCUAGCCCAGCCUUUGGGCUCGGACUCGCAGCUUUGGUCUGUCUCUUGGUGGUUCAGAUCGCCGGGAACACUGCCAUCGGCAUGCAAUUCUGCUCAAGAGAGAAGAAAACCGGUUUCAAGCCCAGAAAACCAAAAAUUGCAAUCGCUUUGCUGGUUCUCUCUUGGAUCAGCUUCAUACUUGCAAUGAUCUUAUUGGGUGGGGCUACAAGUAUAAGCCAGAGGCAGCCGUAUGGCGAAGGGUGGCUGGACGGAGAUUGCUACGUCGUCAGGGCCGGAGUUUAUGCCGGAUCAGCUGUACUAGUUCUGGCUACUGUAAUCUUUUCACUGGGAUCCAUCUUGACGACUAGAACGAGAGAUUGGAGAAAGCAGGUCGAACAAGGGAAGAAGAUACAUGCACAGAUGGGAUGACGAGUUACAGAGAUGGAGAGAAGCACAGAGCCCCUUAAAAUUGAAGUGUAGUAUUCACUCUUCAACCGACAAAAGAAAGGCAUUGAUGAAGACAGUAGCAAGUUACGACAAAUAAAGAAGACAUUGAGAUUGUCUGCAAAGGAGAAAUGGCAGCAUUUUAGUGUUGACGAAGCAAAGGACCCCACGUACAGAAAUAGAGAGAUCUUUUGUUCACAUUUGGAUAUAUGGAUAAUAAUAAUAAUGGGUCAAAUCUGAACUACAUUAUACCAUCUACCAAGCAAAAUCUUACUCUCCAUCGUGUACAUAUAUAUUUUUUGUUUUUGUAAGUGUAAUAUACUUUUCCAAAUACAAUAAGAUGAAAUAGGGGAAGGAUUAAGGAUAGGAGUUGCAGAUUAAACGUUUGCUUUGUCUUUAUUUUUUUUCUGAGUUGAUUAGCAAAGCCUCAAGGCAUCAAAAUGUAAAAGAAAUACUCUGAGCAGAGGUUGUAAGUAAAAUAUGAGAAGAAAAGAGAACAAGUGGCAUCCACUCCAGCCAUCUGUAAUGG